CUGGAAGCAGAUGAUAUCAGCGUCGAAGGAAUCGAGAAGUUUGAGAAGAGAAUCAAACUGGGAAACUCGUUGCCUAAGGCCAUUAACGUUGUUGUAACGUUGGACGGUUGAGAUCUGAGAAGACUAAAGUCAGUUGAAUCAGCGGUUGUACACGUGGAUAAGUUAGAGUAGAGUAUUAAUAUCUCUUGAAUGGUGGCGCGUGGGGAGCACAAGUUGUUGAUUUGCCUCGUCGGCGUCCACCACCAUUAUCGCCGGAUUGGAUGUUUUUAUAUACUACUUACGUUGAAGAAGACGAAAACGAAACCAACUUCUACUUCUUUCUUAUUCUUCUCUCUCUUUUAUCUUCCUUGGUUUUGUACAUUGUAAUAUGGAUCAAUCGAAGAAACCAAAAGCUUGCUCUGAAUCCGAUUCCUCUGUUUCUUCAUCUUCUUCUUCUUCUACUUCGGGACAUAAUCUCAGAGCUGAGAUGGUGGUGGUGGAAGUGAACAAGGAAGCAGUUUGUUCUCGUAAAGCAGAGCGAGAGAAGCUUCGUAGAGAUAAGCUCAAAGAACAGUUUCUUGAGCUUGGAAACGCAUUAGAUCCAAAUAGGCCUAAGAGUGACAAAGUUUCACUUCUCACUGAUACAAUACAAAUGCUGAAGGAUGUGAUGAGCCAAGUUGAAAGACUAAAGGCUGAGUAUGCAACACUAUCUCAAGAGUCUCAUGAGCUUAUUCAAGAGAAGACCGAGCUGAGAGAAGAGAAAGCAACUCUUAAGUCAGAUAUUGAGAUACUUAACGCUCAGUAUCAGCAUAGAGUCAGAAGUAUGGUUCCAUGGAUACCACAUUACACUUAUCCUAUCCCUGUAGUAGCCAUCACUCAGGACCAGUCCACUUUUAUACCUUAUUCAGCCUCAGUCGUCAAUCCUCUAAUCGAACAAGUACCGCUUCAGAAACAUUCCUCAUCAUCUUCUGGUGCUUCAAGCAAACAAAAUUCCAAAAGCAAGUCUUUAGAUCAAGAUAAUGACCAUAAAUAUGAUGUUGGUUUAGAGCUUGAGCUUAAAAUCCAUGCAUCUUCUUUAGCUCAACAGGUGAGUGAUGUCUUCUAUGGCUUUGCCAACAAGUUCGUUCUAUGUUGUUGUUGUUACGAUUUAUGUUUCUCACUGACUGAUCAAAUUUACUUCUAUGCAGGAUGUUUCUGGAAAAGAGAAGAAAGAAAGCUUGACACCUACUGCAAUCUCAUCAAAUAGUUACUCAUCAUCUCAAGCUGUUCAGGAUAGUCCCCCCGGUGGUGUGAAUGACAUUUUGAAGGCAUAAACCGACAAACAUAUUCCCCUCAACCCUGUGUUCUAGUACUUUAAUUGAGAAGGAACUCAAUAGCACCACCUAACUAUGUAACAUUAUCACAAGCAAAUAAAACACAAAAAUCACUUGUUUGUAUCUCUUUACAACCAGACGGGUUUUAAUCCAAUAUACAAUUUUCUUGAUCUGAGAGUAAAAAACACAU
Camelina sativa (false flax) is the source of this 1482-nucleotide messenger RNA. Its product is annotated as transcription factor bHLH11-like. Gene Ontology annotation, molecular function: DNA-binding transcription factor activity; protein dimerization activity. The record is from RefSeq and is a predicted model, not a curated record. Gene Ontology annotation, biological process: intracellular iron ion homeostasis. NCBI's taxonomy places the organism in Eukaryota, Viridiplantae, Streptophyta, Magnoliopsida, Brassicales, Brassicaceae.